UAAGUAAACCAGAGCCCGGUGAGCUGGAACGGGCCAGAAUCUGAGGUGUGAGUAGAGCCUGGGGGAGAGUGGAUCCAGGUGAAGAGGGCAGAGGGCUUGAGUCAGUGUGAAAAUCGGGGGAUGGGUGAGAUAUCUCCCUCCAGCAGCAGCACUUAGGCCACAUUACCCUCUGAGGAAUCCACAUUUGUCUUAGAUAGUUACCUGUGCAGGGAUCAGUCCAUUUAUUCCUCUCUAUUUUCUCUGACAGCUGGAUGAAAGGGACUGAGAGUUUUCGUCCUCUUGAAUAAGAACUCAACAAUAGAGUGGGAACUUUCUGUCUUGUGAUCGAUUGCCUGGCUUUCUGUAUUUGUCUGAAUGCCUUCAUGGGAGUGUGCGGCAGGAAGGCGGCGCUGGAGCACAGAGGACACUUGAUCGUGUGGUGCGCAGGGCGGGGGGCCGCCGCUGCCUCCCCACGGGAUGGCUGGCACUGUGCUCGGAGUCGGUGCGGGCGUGUUCAUCUUAGCCCUGCUCUGGGUGGCAGUGCUGCUGCUGUGUGUGCUGCUGUCCAGAGCCUCCGGGGUGGUGAGGAAUUGGGAAUUACCAAGAAUAAAUGGGAAUGCACCCAGCUGGUACCUGUCUAGGAGGAAGGACUUUGGGAUGAAGAGGUUCUCUGUCAUUUUUUUAUUCUUCGGUGCUGUGAUCAUCACAUCAGUUCUGUUGCUUUUCCCACGAGCUGGUGAAUUCCCAGCCCCAGAGGUGGAAGUUAAGAUCGUGGAUGACUUUUUCAUUGGCCGCUAUGUCCUGCUGGCUUUCCUUAGCGCCAUCUUCCUUGGAGGCCUCUUCUUGGUUUUACUCCAUCAUGUUCUCGAGCCGAUCUAUGCCAAACCACUGCGCUCCUACUGACCACCCUUCAGGAAAACGAAAACCUGUUCUCUCCUUCAUUGUGAUGACACUGAUGAGCAGGAAGUCACUAUUCAGAGCCUUGUUUUGACAGCCCUCAUGCCUUAAGGUUAGAGGAGUAUCCGUCCAUCACUAAGACAAAUCUCUUGAGUCCUGGCUUCCAGAAACAGGAUUGCUAAAUUGUCCCUGUGGGGCUAGAUUCUUACCAGCUUAAGAAGGAUAUUGCUAUCUUCUUAGUACCCGUACCUUAGGAUUUCCAACUGUUUUGAAAGGGAAAUAGUAACAGUGAUCUGCUUAGAGUGGAUUUUCACUCAAGUCCUUAGUAAGUGGAUUUUGGGGAAAAGAGCACAUAGGCUUCUGGUUCUUUUUGAUAAUAUAUAAAAUUCUUCUUUAUGAGGUUGCAGUCGUUUGCAAAGGAGAGGCACUCAAAUUUGAAAGGUUAUUUUAAUGUGAUAAUUUGGAAGACUUACUCAGAUGUUGGUCAUGGACCACUCUGCAUAUAUUUCUGCAGAGCUCUAUGAAGGCAAUGAGUGUCACUUCCCUCUGCUCUAAUGAAGCAAUAAAUAAUAGCUAAAGGGCUACUUUCACUUCGAACUCUUGGCCACGGCUUUUUGAAUCAAUUAUCUUUAGAUUUCCUUGGGAUUAGAGGAAAGGUAUGGAAAUACUGUUUUUUGUUUUUUGUCUUGCCAUGUAUCUGUAGGUUUUUUUCUUCCACGAUGUGGUGGGCUCCGUGUGCCUUAUUUAAUUACUAUGAGUCCAUUUUGGGGUGUCUUCUCUUUUCAUCUUUGUAGCCCUUUCUCCAAAGCUAGUGAGGAAAGUAUAUUCUCAACAUCAGAUAAAGCUCUAUACCUGUCUGAUCUCCCAGACCAAAUGAAAUUUGCAUUAAAUGGAGGGGCUCUGGUCAGGUUCCACUUUGGAAGUCUGAUCCUGACUCCCCAGAGCCAUUUGAAAAAGAAUCUUCUGGCUUAAAAUUAAGAACCAAGAAAACAAGUUGGAAAGAGAUCACUGAUGGAGUACAUGCUCUAUGCCAGUAGCACACUAAUUCCUUUGAGGUUUAAAUUUAUUUAAUUUUUACAACGGUCUCAUUUUUAUCAUCCCCACUUUAAAGUAGAAAAAAUGGAAGCUUAAAGAGAUCAACUGACUUGCCCAACCUUCACCUAACAGCCAGUGUGCAAACCCAGGUGUGGUAGGCCCCAGGGCUUGUCUCAGAAAGAAAACACACUGGGCUUUGUGGAACUCUGAUUGAGAGCUUGAGGUAGGGUAAGGCCACUGUUCCUUCACUUUCUCUCCUCAAUUCUGUUUUCAGGGUAGAGAAGGUACCCAGUCCUGCCACCCCAGAGGCAACUAAGCUCUAAAUUCCAAGAAGAGAGAACAGGUACCCAUUGAGAGUCAUGGGCUGGUGAGGGCCAGGUAUAGUUAUCCCUACAUUGAACCAUUUCCUUUAUCUUACUUAGUUUGGAAAAACUUUGCAGAUAAGGCUUUGUACAGAAAACUUCAAAGGAAAUAGUUUCCUAAUCUGGCCUAGGGCACACAGGUAAGAAAGGAAGAAACAUCCUCUAAGCAGAUUGAGGGAGAGAAAAAAGAAUGCUAAGUCUUGAGGGAAUUGAGACAAGCUGGGGGCCUCAUGCUAUUGUGCUACUCUGUGAGUCUCCCUGCAGCCCAAGUGGAAGCUUGGCUCCUGACAAACACAAGCUGCCAAUUGUCACCUUCUUCUGAGAGCCUUGCUAAAAAAGUAACUCUGGGAAAACUCUUAUAGGUUCCUGACCAUAAAUCCAUCUUUUUUAUUCCCCCCAAAAGUUAUUCAACUAUUAGAUCAAUGGAUAAUAACUAUGAGGUUUUGGGUGACUAUUUAGAUGGAAGAAAGUGUAUUAAGGUUGGAAACUAAAUUCUAUCCUUAAUACUACUGUUUUCUAAUUUUUGUUUUUUUGCCUGAUGUAAAUGACAGGCUUAUAUGUUAAAGAUUGGCUUUAGGCAAAAAAAAAAAAAAAAAAAAAAAAAAAAUUCUGUGCAAAGUUUAUUUCAGCUUGACUUGACCUACAGUCUACAGACCUGGAGUCUAUAAUUACCAGCUGUGGUGAAAUGAAUGAUAGAUUUCUUUCUACCUGCAUACUCAAUGCAGUUAUGCAAAAAAAGCCCCGCGGGGUUGGGAUAAGACGUAGAAGGCUGAGAGGGCUCAAAAUGAAUUUCACUGAGAGUUUGGCAUGAGAUAACCCUAUAGUCAGUGCCUGUUAUGGUACCCUGUAUGCUCGUGGCCUUCUUGGAGACAGGGCUCAGAGGUCAUUCCUUAAAUACAGACAGAAGUCAUCUUAGUGUUCAGAACCAUUCUGUGAUCAGUGGCCUUAGAACGUGUUCCCUCCUAUACUGUUCCCUACCCAGAGGGGAUCCUGUGGCAGACUGGUGAUCCCCACUGUUUAGAAGGUGGAGAGGGAGAGUAAAUCUGGGUUUCUAUAUAAGAAAAUAGGUUAUUUCGUAGCGUCUUAAAAUUGUAUCCUGACAAAAGCUGAAUUAGCAAGAUACCACCCUAUCCCAGUGGAGAUCACAGUGGGUAAUUUGUUGAUAAGCUCCUUCAAUUUUUCACUUUUAAAAAUGGAAGUAAAGCUACCAUUCUUUGUGUACAAUGUAAAUUUAAUGUAAAACUGCAUCAGAAUUACCAUACCAAUGUCCAGGGACUAGGAAGUACGUAGCCAUUCAUUCUCGCAUCCUGCCGUUCAUUCAGCAUGUAUCAUGUGCCCAUAGGGUGUAAAGCACUAGUCCUGGUGCAGUAAGUCCAUCAGAGAACUAGGCUGUGAGGUGUCUAGACUGUCUUCCUCACUCCAUCCUGGAAGGAGGGCAUCCCAUUUAUUUUUAAAUGUUUUUAUUCUAACACAAAGCAAUCCAUUUUUUGUUCUGUUAUUUAACAGAAACUUUAGUAUCAACUCUAUUUCAUGGUUGUUGCAGUUGAAGUGUUUCUGGUUUAUUUUUUGCUCAAUGUGUAAAGAAACCUGCUGUGAUUAUUUUACAGAUGAGAAACAGGCAGAGAGGACAAGGGAUUUAGAAAGUUUCACAGUUAAUUAGAAGUGGGGUCCAACUUGACAUCAGGAGUCCUGACAUCUCAUUUCUCAAAUAGUUUAAAGAUCACUUUUGGCUUUCAAGUAACUCCUUAUUUUUACAUUGGUUAAUACUGUUUCUUAGCUAUUUGUACCUGACAUUUUCCUAACACAUAUCCAAAAAGGUAAAAGUUUCAUUAAAAGAUUCUAAUGAUCAUUUUAGUAUGAAUAACAAACUUCAAUCAUAAUUCCUUUGCUUAAACCUUUAAGUAUCUGGCUGUUACAUAGAAAUGAAUUUCCAGAUGUGAGAAUCAGAACCGUAUGGAAACGAAUCUGGAAAAGUGUUGAUUAUCCUCAUAGGAGCAUAAGAACUCAGGAUUGGAAGAGAUUUUAUAGUUCAUAAAGUUCAACCUUUAAUCUCUAUUUCCAUCCCAAUACUUGGAAAUAAGUCUAGGGUUCCACAUGUCAAAAUAACAAUUUUUGUUACAUUUAGCAAACAUGUGCUGGGCAUUUUUCUAAGUGUGUUGUAAGCAUUAUGUCUUCCUCAUAUUGGCCCUAUGAAGUAGGUACUCUUAGUAUCCCCAUUUCACAGAUGGGGAACAGGCACAGGCUGGUAGGGGUAAACAGGAGUCAGGAUCCGAAGUCAGGCAGUUUGGCUGUAGAGUCUAAGAGCCUGACUACUUUCUGUUAUGGGGCGUUGCUCCAUAAGAUAAACUCGAAGGAAAAGGAGGGGCAAGGGCAGGCAGUGCAAAUCCACUUGACAGAAAUACCAAGGAAAAGUAGCUGAGUCUGGUGGAAAAACCAGAAUCUUAGGAAUUGAGCAGGAGUCUGGGGAAAAGCGUGAACAGGCAUGCAGGCCUCAGAGAUAGCUUCACCCGUUAGCCCAGUGUUUCUGGCAGGCCUCUGCUGUUAGACUUUGGUUGUCCCCUUGCUCAGAGAUACUAAACAGCUGAGCUGCUAGUAGACUAGGUUUUCAAGUUUCGAGAACCCUGCCACCUCUCUUGUAAGCACCGUCCAGCUGGAAUGUUGAGACUUGGGCCGGUUUUCAGAGGUGCCAAUGGCAGAAUCAAAGCCACACACCAGGAAUUUUUGUUUUGUUUUGUUUUCUACUUGAUCUCUGUCCCUAGCAGAUUAUUGGUGGUGACUGUUUAUGCAAAAAAAAAAAAAAAAAAAAAAAAAAAUUUCUGAGUCCCUACCCCCACCCUCUUUUCUCAGUUUCCUGCCACCAAACAAAUGAGAGCUGGGAUUGAAAUCAGGCUCAGUGCCACACAGACAGAAUGAGAAAGUGUGUUUUUAAUGGUUUACAUCACAUCAUGCUGGGGAUGAUACUGUCUGUGCAUUUAGCCCAAGUCCUGCCCUCGGAGAACUCUUGGGUGAGGUGGUCACAUGGUAGCCCUUAUGCUGUGCCUAAAUGCUAUGAGGCCAGCCCUUUCACUUGUUUUAAGCUUUGGGGAUUUCUUUUGUUUGCCUGUGGUUAUUUUCCUGCCGUUAAAUUGGUCAUACCCCAGUUUUACACUGGGAAUAUUAUCAAUUUCCUAUUACUGUUGUAGCAGAUUGCCAUAGACUUACUGGUUUCGAACAAUUCAUUUAUCGCUCCGGGGGUCAGAAACCAGAAAUGGGUUUCAGGGGGUAAAGGAAAGGCUUUGGAGCCUCGAGAGAACCCAUUUCCUUGCCUUUUCCACCUUCUAGAGGCCGCCCCCGUCGCCCUGGCUGGUGGACCCUUCCUCAGUCUUCAAGGUCAGCAGAGCAGCAUCUGCCAAUCGCCAACACUCCUGCCUCCCUCUGUGAUUCAUCCAGAGCCCUGUGAUUCCACUGGGUCCACCCCAUCAGUCUUUCCAUCUCAAGAUCCUUAAUCACAUAUGCAAAAUCUCAUUUGCCAUGUAAGGUAACAUUCACUGGUUCUGAAAAUUAGGAUGUGGACAUCUUAUGGGGGCACAUUGUACCUGUCACAGAAUAUAGGGCCCCUUCUCCCCUAAGCAUUGCCUCCUUCCACCCCCAUCUGCCAUCCUCCCUACCCCACACCUUUCAGUAGGAGCUAUGCUCCUUUGUCACUUCUCAGGAUUCCCAACAGCGACUCUCCCACCCCCACUCAGACACUCAGAUGUGUUGAGUUCCUCCUGCCAGCCUCAGUCUUAGUGGCGGCCUCAUGGUGCUAGGACCGACCAAGAGCUUCUUUCCUUUUCUUUUCUUUGCCUCUUGCCUCCUCCUCCUCCUCCCCGAGCCACCCCACACACUCUCGCCCAGCCUCCCAGUGGAUCUCUAAGGGAGAAACGCAAAGAGUUAUUGCUUUUUAAUUACAAGUGCUAUUGUAGCAUCUAUAAGGAAGAACAUUUUAAGCUUAAUUGAGACCAAAUGUGAAGUUAAAUUAAAUGAAUAACUAAUUAACGUAAUACUCCUACAUUAGCCCUGUGUGAGUGAGUGCUGAGGCCCAGGGAGAAGGCAGGUACCAGGCCUCUGGUGAACAGGCCGUGCCCAGAGCUGCCCCAACAGGGCCAGGAACCUGGGACCUGGGAGAUGGGUGCAGACAGGCAGAUCUCAGUGCUGGGGUUCCCCCAACCUUCAGUAUUUUUUCCAACUCCUUACCCACAGCCUAAGUCCUCAUUUCUGAGGCCAGACCCUGAGCUCCCACAAUGCCUUUUGCAUGUGUCUAGUGCCACACUUACCUGCUGGUAGGAGCCAAUGCCAUUUGUUCAGUUUUCAGUCUCUAAGGCCUAACAUCCUAGGAGUUGGAUAAGUAUUCAUGUUAACUUCCUCCCUCUUCCACUGCCCCUCACUACCUUAUCAAAUGAAUCAUCCAAGUCCUGAGAAUUCUGCCUUCAUAAGGAAGAAGGACUCUUCCCAUUGCCCCUGGAAUCGCCCUUCUGCCAGCCAUGUUCCUGCGUGGCUGGACUAAUGAACAGCAUAGCUCUCACCUGGAGUCGCUGUCUCCGUGUGUUUUCCUAUUUCUCCCCUAACUAGACAAGUUCUUCAAGGGCAGGAGUGUGUUGAGUUUGUGUCUCCCUUCAUACCAAUCCUAUGAGGUAGGUAAUGUCACCAUUUUCCUGAUGAUGAAACAGGCUUAAAGUUAGUAAGCAGUGCAGCUGGGGAAGAGAAGACCUCGAGAGACCCAUUCCUCUUCCCCUGCCCUCUGAAGCAGAAAGCAAGCUGAAAGUCUGAAAAGUCAAGAGGCUCCUGCUCAUGUCUCUCUUCAGGAAAGCAGGAUGGAACCACAGCCCACCCUGGGGCUGUAUGAUGGGAUUGGGUCACCAUCUAGUGGCUCAUAUAAGCAACACAGCUUCUCCUUAAACUCCUUAAUUAUAAGUGUGCUAUUGGAGCAUCUAUAAGGAAGAACAUUUUAAGCUUAAUUGAGACCAAUGUGAAGUUAAAUGAAUAACUAAUUUCAUUUCAUUCUCAAUGUCAAAGAGCAGCAGAGAGCAGCUUUCCUGAAUGCUGAACAUAAGACCAGAGUAUAGCUCUUGCCCCUGUGGGCCCUGAGGACUUGGAGGUCCCUGGCUGACUCCUACGCUCAGAGCUGAAGUGACUGCAGGCAGGAGGAGCCUUCCUUGUUUGUUGCCAUUGGCGCCUGUGCAGCCUGCUUCAGUGUGGAAGGGUGUGUAUCUGGCUAAUGCAUCAGCCCACAACGUCCCAGGAAAUGCAAGGCUUUUAUCUUGUGUGGCACUCUAAGCUCCCAGUUUGCCCACACAUCGUCAGUGUCAUGAGCAUCCCCUUCAGGAAUGCCCACUGUCAUCAGCUUUAAACUACCCACCUGAUGGUCCUGGGACCCCACUUCAGCACCCUAUGCCAGCCCCGCUCACUGCCAAGCCAAGCCCUGACAAGGAUGAGCAUGGGAGCAGCAGGUCAAAGGGAAUCUAUUGGUGCCAGUGGGCAACUUUAGGCUCAGAUGGAGAUGCCAAGAGCUAGCCAGAAGAUAGCGAGUGAUCUGGGACUUGGGGUGGAAGGAGGACAUAGAAAAGUGGAAAAGGGAGCGGCAGAUGGCACCAGGCGACCACACCUGCAGCAGCUGCCUGAAUGAACCAUUCAUGCCCUCACGUCUUGCCAGUCUUGUCACCGUUGGCACCUGUGUUCAGGGCAUAAGUCCUUCUUGUGUCUAUUGUCUACUCCAUUCCUAGAGCAGAGCUGGCAUACAGUAGGCACUCCUUGGCAUUUCAUUCUCAAAAUACUUAAUACACAUACUGGUAUUUUUAGUCAGGCCAACUCCUCUUUCUACUCUCCCCACAGCACUGGCCCCCAGUCACCUUCCACUGAGGACAUUAUGGGGCCGGGAUCAGAGUGAGGCAAGGGAGGCACUCAGGGCCGGCAUGUGCCCAAGAGGGAGUGCCCCCUCAAAUUAUGUACCGAAGGCAGCUCCCCUGCCUCGCCCGAGUGCUGGCCCUGGAGGAACAGCAGUGAUGGAUGGGUAAUGGAGUUAUCAACAGGCCUAAAUGGAGGGUAGAAGAGGGCCCAGCUUGGGGAAAUGCAGAGAAGACUGUUUCAUGGACAGAGGGACAAAGAGAGGCUGGGCUCCGUUGACGGAGUGAGAUGCCUACCUAUAGAUAUAGGCAGAUUACAGAGAUUAAAAUUUAACAUGGGAAGGAGAGACGCACAUUUUCCAGGCCUUGGCCUUGUGAAACCUUCUGUCUUGGAAUCUGAACAAGCAGGAGUCUGAGCAUAUCCUUCCCUUAUCAAAAUGGAGACACAACUCAGCCCCAGUCCCAUCCCUUUUGCUUGCAGCUUCCAGAGCACAGGCCCCUGAAUCUUCUAUUUCCUCAUGCUUGGCAGUCCCCUUCCCAUGGAGAAUCUCUGUGUCCUUAGGCAGCCCUGGGUCUGGGCUGGGCUGGCUGAUGUUCAAUAAAGAGGGUUUGCCUCCCCUA
Symphalangus syndactylus (siamang) is the source of this 8755-nucleotide messenger RNA. It is a transcript of the gene TMEM218, whose product is annotated as transmembrane protein 218. NCBI's taxonomy places the organism in Eukaryota, Metazoa, Chordata, Mammalia, Primates, Hylobatidae. The record is from RefSeq and is a predicted model, not a curated record.